AUGAACACGCACGCAGGAGAAUUCGACUACAAGGACGCUCGUCGUUACAAGCAUACCCGCAUAGGUAUAUGGGAUCUCUACGAGGAACGCCGAACACGCAUACGAGCCUCGCCGACAUUGAAGAUGUGUGCCCAAAUAAUCCAAAGCACUCCACUUCUAGUUCGCAUGUUCAAAGAUGUACUCAGCAUCAGACGGUGCUCCGUGCUUCUCCCUGCAUACUUUGUGGUACAAGUUUUAAUUUCCCUCAUACCCGCUGUUUCCCUGUGGUACUCUGGACAAUUACUCCGCCUUGUAGAGACCGCAAUGGAGACGCGCACUGUGGACACAACGGUGCUCGUGCAUUUUGCUGCAGCACGUCUUAUAUGCACCGUCGCUAUGCGCUUUCUCGAGUAUUCCCUAGCCCGCAUAACCCCCCCUCUGAGGUUAUAUAUCAAACACUUCCACACCGAGCGCAUGUUCCACUCGGCUGUUCGCCUCGACCUGCCCGAAUUUCAAACUUUGUCUCAAACGACUGCACUACAGAACCUCGAAUAUGACUUACCUAGUGUGUUAAUUUGGGAAACUAUCCAGUCAUUGACGGACAUCGCAGUGAUAUUCAUUCGUCUGCUCUCUCAGCUUUCGGUUCUGAGUACAGUCAUGUGGAAACAACAGGAUGGUCUACUUCUUGUGGUUCUCAGUGCUUUGCAAUAUAUAUUGCCUUGGGCUAACACGGGAAAAGCAGUAGUCAGAUCCUUGGUUUGGGCCGCGACGACGACCAACGAGGAUUUUGUUCACAUGCAAGGUCUGAAGAGACUCGCUGCCAGGCUCUUACAUCGCCAGGAGCUUGUUGCAGGCAACCUCCGCGAACACAUCAGUGCACGAUUUCGCGAAGCAUCUCAGCGCAUCGGUCACGAUGCUGUUAAUUUCCCAGAUCUAGAAGAAUGUCGUUCUUUCAGGGACUGUCUGAGCAUCUCGUUCAUCCUCCAAGAAACAAUGUAUGUGCUACCUCAGAUCGUCUUCACCUUGUGCAUAGUGAAAAAUCCAAUGAAAACUCCCCUCUCCUUGGCAUCACUCAUAUGGAUCACACAUGCCUUUGAUCCAUCUGGUGACAUCGACCUCUUGUCAUUUAAGACGUUGUCCCUUGCGGAUAAUGUGUUCAGAAUAUGUGAGGUAUAUGAGAUAGAGAACAUACAGAAUAAGGUUGUGGAUGGCACGGAACCGUUCCCCGAGAACCAACAGUCUCUUGCAAAUGGUAUUUCUGUCGAGUUCAGGGAUGUUUCGUUCCAGUACCCUGGUUGGGACAGGUGUGUUCUGCGGAAUGUAUCAUUCAAGAUCGAGGCUGGUCAGCUAUGCGUCGUUGUUGGCGUGAACGGUUCCGGAAAGAGUACGAUUUUGAAACUGAUCUCCCGCAUCUACGACCCAACAGAGGGUACCAUUCUCGUUGACGGUCGUGACAUCAAAGCCUUCAGACUUGCUGACCUCCGUGCUGCUAUGUCCAUCCUCUUUCAAGACUACUCGGAAUUUCCCCUCUCCGUGCGCAAUAACAUCGGACUUGGCAACCCCGCCCUCGCACAUGACGAUGACAAGGUUCGCGAGGCUGCCCGUCUCGGCGGCGCGGAGGAAUUCAUUGACGAGCUCCCUCACGGAUUCGAUACCUACCUCGACCGUCCCGUGUAUGAUUACCAUGGGAACCUCCCUGAAGGUACCACGACGCUAUUCGGGUAUCCCAUUGACUCCCCGCCAUGGGAUCCCACUGGCGAUGCCCAUGUUUCCGUAAAUUCAAAUCUUCAAAUCAGCGGCGGGCAGGCACAGCGACUUGCAAUCUCCCGCACAUUAAUGCGCUCAUUGGUUCCUGACACUGAGUCUUCCGCUGGCAUGCUGUUAUUCGACGAGCCGAGUUCCUCCCUGGAUCCUACAGCCGAAUAUGGUGCGCUGCCCUGUCUCUUCGAGCGUCUACGGAAGCUGAGGGGUAACAAGACUAUGAUAUUUUCCACUCACCGGUUUGGAAAUCUCACUAAACAUGCGGACCUCAUUUUGUGGGUUUUUGAAGAAGGGACGCACGAUGAACUCAUGAAGAAAGGGGGAGAGUAUGCUCGUAUUUGGAAUUUGCAAGCGAAAUCUUUCAUUUAA
Molecule: messenger RNA, 2109 nt
Organism: Suillus bovinus
Lineage: Eukaryota; Fungi; Basidiomycota; Agaricomycetes; Boletales; Suillaceae
Product: P-loop containing nucleoside triphosphate hydrolase protein
Exons: 12
Coding region: 1-2109 (702 amino acids)
Biological process (GO): transmembrane transport
Molecular function (GO): ATP binding; ATPase-coupled lipid transmembrane transporter activity; ATP hydrolysis activity
Source: RefSeq, a predicted model, not a curated record